This is a messenger RNA of Fusarium keratoplasticum, 1557 nucleotides long. Its product is annotated as MFS domain-containing protein. Gene Ontology annotation, molecular function: carbohydrate:proton symporter activity. The record is from RefSeq and is a predicted model, not a curated record. Bases 1 to 1557 code for a protein of 518 amino acids. NCBI's taxonomy places the organism in Eukaryota, Fungi, Ascomycota, Sordariomycetes, Hypocreales, Nectriaceae. Gene Ontology annotation, cellular component: membrane. Gene Ontology annotation, biological process: carbohydrate transport; transmembrane transport. The transcript has 5 exons.
AUGACCACUCUCGACAUCAAAGCCGACAGCUCUCACAGGGAAGCCGUUGUUCAGGCCAUCGAGUCGGCCAAUGGUGACAAGGGCCUUUGGCAGUUGAUCCGGGAGAAUCCACGGGUCAUUGCCUUCGCAUUCCUCGCAAACUGUGGCUCAUUCUUAUUUGGAUACGAUGUGCUCGUGCAAGGAGCCAUCACUGCACUACCCAUGUUCUCUGUCUACUACGGAUCGAUAUUCCACGACGCCUAUAUCCUGCCAGCGCUGUGGCAGGGUCUCUGGCAAGCUUUUAAUGCUGCUGGAAUCAUGCUUGGUGCUGCAACCAAUGGGUUCAUGCAGGACAGGUUUGGAAGAAAGCCUAUGUUCUUCGUAGGCGGUGCAAUCUCGGCUCUUGGUGCUGCAGUUACCUAUGUCUCUUCUGAAUUGACCUUGGUAGACCAGAGACGCGGUCUUCUUCUGGUCGGGAAGUUCAUCAUUGGUGUUUCCAUGGGCAUCUCCAUGUCGACCUGCCAAACCUACGUGUCAGAGAUUGCUCCCCCACGUCUUCGAACCAUCUUGCUUGGCUUCUACCCAUUUAUUAUUACUGUGGGCCAAAUGAUUGCUAUUUCCGUCGUCUUCUCACGCGUCAGCGACAUGACCCCGGCCGCGUUUAGAGUUCCCUUCGCAUCUCAGUGGGCGUUCUCCGGAUAUGCCAUGCUCGUGGCCUUGAUUGUCCCAGAAAGCCCCGUUUACCUCGUCACGAAAGAAAAGAUCCCCCAGGCCAAGAAAUCGUUGAAACUUCUAGGGUCAUCUGAUGAGCAGAUCCUCGUCAUCCAGUCCACCAUCGAACAAGAGAUGGGGGCUGACGCGGAAGAGACCUCGAUGAGAGAAUGUUUCCAGGGCACCGAUUGGAGGCGUACACGCAUCGUUUGCCUUCUCAACUCCCUUCAACAAUUCAUCGGCGUAUCUCUUGUUUCAAACUCGACAUACUUCUUCAUCAUGGCUGGAAUGAGCCCAACAAUGUCCCUGACUCUGAAUCAGGUUGGUAUUGGUUGCAGCAUGGCCUGUACGCUCAUAUCCUGGGUCGUGAUGAGCAGGAUAGGCCGCCGCUUGGCGAUUCUUGCCAGCUUUGUUAUGGCUGGAUUGAUCUUCCUGGGGAUGGGCAUAGCCGGGUGCUGGUCCCAAAGCCGGGUGGCUCUGAGGUUUAUUGGAGUUUCUCUCCUUUUGGCAGCUUGUUGCAGCAAUCUCGGUGUUGGAACAGCAUAUCCUAUCGCCGCCGCAGAGAUUCCCUCAAUGAGACUGCGUGCCAAGUCUUUAGGUGUCGGUUUUUUUACAAACGCUUUCAUGACUUGGGCUUUCUCGCUGUGUGUUCCCUACAUGUUCAACUCCGACCAAGGCAACUUGGGCGGGAAGAUUGGAUUUGUCUUUUGUGGGUUUUGCGCCAUCGGCUUUGUUUUGUCCUGGAUUGAGAUUCCGGAGACCAAGGACAUUUCCUAUGCACGGAUCGACGCAUUGUUUGAUGCUCGAGCACCAGCCCGAAAGUUCAAAGCCAUGUCGCAGGACAGGCUGAAUGUGGAUUAUGAAUAG